Messenger RNA from Labrus bergylta (ballan wrasse), 1190 nucleotides. It is a transcript of the gene aanat1, whose product is annotated as arylalkylamine N-acetyltransferase 1. NCBI's taxonomy places the organism in Eukaryota, Metazoa, Chordata, Actinopteri, Labriformes, Labridae. Gene Ontology annotation, biological process: response to light stimulus; circadian rhythm. Gene Ontology annotation, cellular component: cytoplasm. Gene Ontology annotation, molecular function: aralkylamine N-acetyltransferase activity. The record is from RefSeq and is a predicted model, not a curated record.
GUCCUGUUUACGCACGGAUCCAGAAGAGGAGAUACUCGACAGCAGGAGACUGUUUGAUUUCACGCUUGACUUUUAAGCACAUUUGGGGGGAAAACUAGGAUCAUGUCGGUUGUGAGCGCAGUUCCGUUCAUGAGGCCGAUCCACAUGCGCUCUCCGGUGUCGCAGGGCCGCAGACACACGCUGCCGGCCAGCGAGUUCCGCUCCCUGAGCCCGGAGGAUGCCAUCAGUGUGUUCGAGAUAGAGAGAGAAGCCUUCAUCUCAGUGUCCGGAGAGUGUCCUCUGCACCUGGACGAGGUGCGUCACUUCCUCAGCCUGUGUCCUGAGCUGUCUCUUGGCUGGUUCGAGGAGGGACGGCUGGUGGCGUUCAUCAUCGGCUCACUGUGGGACCAGGAGAGGCUUAACAUGGACGCCCUUACGCUCCACAAGCCCCACGGGACCACCGUCCACAUCCACGUCCUGGCCGUCCACCGCACCUUCCGCCAGCAGGGCAAAGGCUCCAUCCUCAUGUGGCGUUACCUGCAGUACCUGCGCUGCCUGCCCUACGUCCGCCGCGCCGUCCUCAUGUGCGAGGACUUCCUGGUCCCCUUCUACCAGAAGUCCGGCUUCAAGGUGCAGGGCCGCAGCGCCAUCGCGGUGGGGCCCCUCACCUUCAUCGAGAUGCUGUACCCGGUCAGGGGCCACGCCUUCAUGCGCAGGAACAGUGGGUGUUGAGAGGGGAUUUAUGUGAAUCUUCCACCUGGCUGUCAGUCAAGGGGGACGUCGGAGCACCUGUGUGUGAGGCGAGCGACCUGCGCCACUGCCAACAGACUUGUUCAGCACGCAGGUCUGACUGAGUCUGCAGAGCGCCCAAAACAAAGAGCUGCCGUUCAGCUGCAACCUGCAAGCUGUUUGGAAAGGUGGUCAGAAAACUACAAACAUGGAGAUCUAGUCUGCUAGUCCGAGAAAAGCAGGAAAUCAUUAGAGCAUUAUCAAUCACACUCUCGAGAAUCAAACUGCCUUCUGUCUUUCUCUUGUUUAACCAAUGGGACCGGACUUCUGGCUCUUUUAUGAAGACAAAACUGACUCUUUAUGGACAAUAAAACCUGAAUCUGUCUUUUCUUAAAGGACACACAUAAUACAAAAUCCUCUUCCCCAUGUUUCUCUAACUCUAACAUGUGUCUCUAGUCCGUCUACAAACCCCCCAAUCAUGA